Fusarium odoratissimum NRRL 54006 is the source of this 3572-nucleotide messenger RNA. RefSeq lists its product as uncharacterized. NCBI's taxonomy places the organism in Eukaryota, Fungi, Ascomycota, Sordariomycetes, Hypocreales, Nectriaceae. The transcript is spliced from 3 exons. The record is from RefSeq and is a predicted model, not a curated record. Gene Ontology annotation, biological process: lipid metabolic process. The coding region runs from base 95 to 3454 and encodes 1119 amino acids.
CGUCACCUUGAUGAUGGCCAUUAUAGUCCUUCAAAACUGUGUAUCAAAUGCCUAGAACAUUGAAUUUGGACUCCAUAAUCAUUGCGUUGCCAAAAUGGUACGAACAGAGACUCUUCUCAGCGAGUACAUCAAUUUCAGCGAUCAGAAUGCUGGCUUGAGCGACGCAGAACUCACCAACAAAGAGCUCAUGUUCUACGGCGCCGCGGCAGUCAGCCAUCUCUGCAAUGAACAAGAGCAAGGAAUCAACAUCGAUGAGAAUCUUCAUCAAAGUGAGCGAUUCCGAUUCAUCCGAGAACUGGAUAUAAUCUCGUCGAUCUACUCAAUUGCCCCGAUAAGCAAGAAAGCGGGGAUCAAGUCAACGCCGCCCGUCAUCGCCUGGUCUAAUCGUCUUCAGACAGUCUUUCUGGGCUUCUGUUGCACCCGUGACAUGAACGAUGUCCGGUCUGAUUUGGACGUGCGCUUGGCAACGUCUGAUGAUAUCGGAUCGCGCUUCCAUAAGGGCUUCUGGAACCGAAGUGAGGAGUUUGUGCCGCUUGUUGAAUGGCUGAUGAGAAGGCACAAGCUGGUUGUUUGCGGCCAUAGCUUUGGAGGCGCUUUGGCGACUAUCUCGUCUUACCUAGCCAUGGUCAACCAUGAGCCGGUUCCCAAUGCCUGGGAAGAGAGACUAGGCGGCAUAUCCAUCAUCACAUUUGGAGCACCUUCGUGUAUGGUCGCUGAACCUCGAGGAACAACAGUUUCCCUUCAAAUGAACCUGAGCGGCAAUUUUCACCAUGUUAUCAAUCCUCACGACUACGUUCCCUUUGCACUUAACGAGAGCUCGAGGAAGUUCAAGCAGACCUUUGAUGCUCUGAGAACACCGCUGGGAAACCUAUCACCCACUAUCCAAAUGCUAUGGCCUAUUCUUGAGUACUUCUUAGACCUUUUGUUGCAGAAUACGGGCAAGUUCUGCCACUUUGGGUGUAUGUACUCCAUCGCGGCUGAAGUGCCAGGGAUCCAAAACUGUGUCCAGACUUUGCGGGUCAACGACAUACCUCAGAUACCCAGCGCAGGCCAAGUUGACCAAUACCACAAGAUGUCACACUAUUUUCAUUGUGUUAAGAACUUUGUCGGCGCCAGAAUUACACAUCAAGCCUCAUCAGAACUGCAUUAUGCGGUUUCCGACGCCUCAUCGAUGAUACUUCCGAUGCCUGGAACGGUGCUCAACUGCUCCUGUGUGGUUCACAGCGACCACUUGACCGUAUCACUCGACGUCGAUACACCUGUGAUGCAAUAUCUCUUGAAAGGAGCAACCUUCAAGAAGGAUAGUCAGGAAAUCCCUCUUACUAUUCUUGGGUUUCCUACCAAGUCUGAUCACUACCAGACUUCCGUCAAGCUGGAGUAUCGAAUCAAAGCCAAUGACCCCUUUGAAGACAUCGGAAAAGCUUCAAUCGCCAUUCAGAAAGGCAUCACCCUUCAUGAUAUCUUUGGGCGAUCUACAGACAUCGAUGUUGACACGGUAAGAUCGAUGAGCCUGGACAGAGCUAGUCUGCCAGCUACAUUCGAGAGUAUCAGGUUGGCAAUGAUACGUGCGCUCGUUGCUCAGAUGUCAAAGGUCCAGGCCCUCAGAACUGAUAAUACCUCUCGCGAUGCUCAUCCCCCAGAAGAAGUCAUGGCGAUUGUCGACAACAUCAAAGCUGUUGUGGGAUGCAUAGACGGUCUGGUCAGCGAUGCUAGUCCCCAUCUUGUCUUCAGUCGCCUUGGGCAUGCAUUUACCAUCCUGAAGGUGCUUUGGCCGAAGGACUUUGAGAUUGGAUCCGAUUUCCAUGCUUCUAUGCCUGGAGCGUAUGGAGAUGAAGAAUUUGACACUGGCCUUCUUCAUGAUAUCCCUGCUGCCUGCCCUAAAGCUCUUAGAAGGCUUAUUACAGAUAUGGUCAUCAGCCAGAACGCCCCAAGCAUUACCCGAGCUCAGCUUCUUGUCCAAAGUUGGGAAGCCGCCAAGAGACCAACAUUAACGAAGCAAUUCAAGAAGGUACCGACAUUUGCUGGAGCGCUCGAGACAUUCAGUCAUGAUCUAUAUCAUCGUUCAACAGACCGCGCAAGGCGCACAGAGCAAGCAGUCUCCCAGUUCCAAGACGUCAUGGGUGUCAUUCAAUUCUGUCAUCUUGUGAUCAUCACUCAACUUGACGCGCCCUAUGAAUGGUACUGCAAGUCCACCGAGGGCCAUCGGAUCACCUCAGCUGCUUUGGGUGCCUUGCCGUCUUAUUUCUCUGGAGCCUCGUUAUUUUCCAGAGUCCUAGCUCUGGGGGUGGGAGCGACUUCCGCCGCUGGAAUGGGCGUCACUGGUGGUAUAGCCGUAUUGUUUGCAAGCACCAAGGUCAUCAGUCACCUUCUCAACAAGCACAGAGAAUAUCUCGAUCUGUCAUUUCCUGGUGCUCUGGCCGUUACUUUACAGGCACUUGGCCUACCCAUCGCCGAGUCCGAUGACAUAGUGGAGAAGACCCUCCUCGAUCGUGUGAAGCAGGAUAUCGCAAGCUCACAUACGCUGGAAACGAUAGAGAAAUGGAGAGUCAAACUCGAAGAGGGCUUGAAAGACUAUCCUGGGGUAAAGGCUAACCAAUGGUGCAUCACACCUACCUUCUUCUGGCCUAAGUGGCUUUUCAGUGUUGCUCAAGUCGCCCAGCUCCGAAUUCAGCUUUCCGGCAAGAUCUGCAUCGGAGUACAGGGCUCCACAGAAGCUGGUAAGAGUCAAAUGCUUACUGUUCUGACUGGUGCAUCUGAGGACUACUUCAAACCUGGCUCCAGUAGUCUUUGCAGAACUUUGGGCAUUCAAUCCUACGACUCCAGUAACCUUGGAGCCAUUUUCCUCGAUAGUCCCGGUUUUGACGACCAAAAGCCAGAGAUCAAGUAUAUGGCGGAUGUAUUCCAAGAGCUGUUCGCCAUUGUAAUCAUUGUGAUCCCAAUGGAACGAACACGAUCUGAGGCCACCGAAAGCGCCUUACGCAUAGCUAUCAAGCUGCUCUGCGACCAAGAAGAUAAGCGCCCACUGCGGAUUCUGCUAAGCCAGGCUGAUGGUCUGGACCAUCAUCGCAAUAACAAGCAGAAGUUUAGGGACACCCUACGUGAUGUCAAGGAGCAGUUCAUGUCCAGAUUCAGACAAGAGCUAGGCGAGAACUUCACUACUUUCAGACAGCAGCCGUUCCACGAUGGAAUUGUCUGCAAAUCGGAGAAGCUGGAGGAUAUCGUCAAGCCGUUUUCGACGCAUGCCCAGAUGACUUUAGAUGGCAUUGGUGCGUUAGCAGAUUGUCCUCCCAAAACACCGUGUAAGAUUGAAAGAGAGAGUCACUUCGAGAAUUUGUGCGAGUUGGCUGAUGCGGGAGAGAUAUGGGACAUUGAGUCGCUGCGCUCCUGGCUUCGGGAUCUCUCACCCAGCAGCGUGCCGAUGUCGAGUGGUCGUGUGCGGGUAUACUGCGAUUAGUUUUGGCAGAUAGUAUUCCCUCUUUUGAGUAGCUGGAUUUCUAUGAUAAUUAUAUAUACGAUUUGCUUCCUUUGCGACAUCUUUGUCUCGCCUAAGACUGCCUGCAGGGCCCCCUGUU